Leishmania mexicana MHOM/GT/2001/U1103 is the source of this 447-nucleotide messenger RNA. RefSeq lists its product as uncharacterized. Gene Ontology annotation, cellular component: mitochondrion; nucleus. The transcript has a single exon. The coding region runs from base 1 to 447 and encodes 148 amino acids. The record is from RefSeq and is a predicted model, not a curated record. Gene Ontology annotation, biological process: mitochondrion organization. NCBI's taxonomy places the organism in Eukaryota, Euglenozoa, Kinetoplastea, Trypanosomatida, Trypanosomatidae.
AUGCCUCGUAGUCGCGGUGGCGGUGGUGGUCGUGGUAGUCGCCAAACCCCCCUCCGUGGAUUUCCGUCCGAGCGCCGCCCCGGUACCACGUCGCACGCGCACCCGCAGCAGCCGAACGGCGUCACGAACAUCUACGUUCAGCGUCCGAUGGCCGGCGGUGGCGGUAGCGGCAUCCUCGGCACGAUGGCGGCCGUCGCCGGUGGCAGCGUGCUGGGCCACGGCAUCAGCAACUACCUCUACGGCCACGGCAACCAGGCGCCGACGCAGCCGGCAGAGGCGCAGCAGCUGGCGCAGGCCGCGCAGCAGGAGGGGCACGUCUGCACGUCGCAACUUGUGGGCUACUCCAAGUGCCUUGAGGCGAACCCCGAGUCCGCCGACAGCUGCAGGUGGGCGUGGGACUACUUCACGCAGUGCCAGAGAGAGCACCCGAUGCAGCCUCCACAGUAG